Molecule: messenger RNA, 597 nt
Organism: Megalops cyprinoides (Indo-Pacific tarpon)
Lineage: Eukaryota; Metazoa; Chordata; Actinopteri; Elopiformes; Megalopidae
Product: dual specificity protein phosphatase 13-like
Exons: 3
Coding region: 1-597 (198 amino acids)
Biological process (GO): negative regulation of MAPK cascade; protein dephosphorylation
Cellular component (GO): cytoplasm
Molecular function (GO): protein tyrosine/serine/threonine phosphatase activity; MAP kinase phosphatase activity
Source: RefSeq, a predicted model, not a curated record
AUGGCUCUGAAAGAGACACACAGCAGUCAGAGAGAGUGGGAAUACAAGACGCCACCCAUUUCCGAUUUGCUGCACCUCCUUUUGCAGAACAGACACCCAACCGGGCCUGUGAAUGAAGUCUGGCCCAAUGUGUACAUAGGCGAUGCGCACACUGCCCGUAACAAGGCUGUGCUGUGUGACCUGGGAAUAACCCACAUCGUGAACGCCGCAGAUGGUCCUCAUCGCAUUGACACGGGGCCCAGCUUCUACUCAGACAUUGCCGUGCAAUACUACGGCGUGGACGCACCUGACAGCCAGGAUUUUGACCUCAGCCCUUUUUUCUAUCCGACCGCGGAAUUCAUACAAGGAGCACUUUCUCAAAAAGGCAAAGUGUUUGUGCACUGCGCGAGAGGAAUCAGUCGAUCCGCCACCCUGGUGUUUGCCUUCCUCAUGAUCAGCGUGAGACUCACUUUAGCCGAGGCCAUCAAGGCCGUCCGUAAACACAGAAAUGUGCUCCCCAAUGCUGGCUUUCUGAGCCAGCUCUGCCGCUUGGACAUGACCUUAUCUCUGGAGAGGGCAAAGACACAGAGCCCUCAUAAGUCUGUCUGUGACAUGUGA